Messenger RNA from Pelodiscus sinensis (Chinese soft-shelled turtle), 904 nucleotides. Its product is annotated as cationic trypsin-3-like. The record is from RefSeq and is a predicted model, not a curated record. Gene Ontology annotation, biological process: proteolysis. Gene Ontology annotation, molecular function: serine-type endopeptidase activity. NCBI's taxonomy places the organism in Eukaryota, Metazoa, Chordata, Testudines, Trionychidae.
AAAACCCCAGAAAUUAUAUCUUCUAGUCUACAAAGCUGUAUUAAAUCCAUAGGAAGACCAUGAAAUACAUCCUGGUAGUAGCUUUUCUGGGAGCAGCUGUUGCCUUUCCCCUUGAUGAUGAUGAUGACAAGAUAGUGGGAGGCUACACCUGUUCAAAGAACUCGUUGCCCUACCAGGUGUCCCUGAAUGCUGGAUACCAUUUCUGUGGAGGUGCCCUCAUUAACAGCAGAUGGGUUGUCUCAGCUGCUCACUGCUACAAAUCCUCUAUACAAGUGAGGCUUGGAGAACACAACAUAGAAGUCAGAGAAGGCACCGAACAGUUCAUUAACUCAGUCAAAGUCAUCCGUCACGAGAAGUACAACUCCCGGCUCCUGGACAAUGACAUCAUGCUCAUCAAGCUGGCCAGUGAAGCCACCCUCAACUCCUACGUCAACACAAUUGCCCUGCCAACCGGCUGUGUGGCCACUGGCACCCCGUGCCUGAUCUCUGGCUGGGGCAACACUCUCAGCAGUGGCACUAACUAUCCUGACCUCCUGCAGUGCCUGAAAGCUCCUGUCCUGUCUUCCAGCCAAUGUAGCAAUGCCUAUCCAGGACAAAUCACUGGCAACAUGAUCUGUAUCGGAUACCUGGAAGGGGGCAAAGAUUCCUGUCAGGGAGAUUCUGGUGGCCCAGUAGUCUGCAAUGGCCAGCUCCAAGGGAUUGUCUCCUGGGGAAUUGGUUGUGCACAGAAAGGCUACCCUGGGGUCUACACUAAAGUGUGCAACUACGUCUCUUGGAUCAAAAAUACCAUCGCUGCCAACUGAGAUACUCUCAUUCCAUUUUACCAGUGCUAUCUUCCGCACUCCGCUUCCUCAGCCAUGUAUUAGACUUUCCAACUCUAUGGAAUAAAUAGAGUUUGAUGCAA